CUUAAACCAAUCCUCUCACCAACACCACUCUCCUCCCUUUGCACCGUGCCAACCAUGCACGACGUCUUCAGAACACUGCGCCGUCUCCCCUCGUUCCUCGUCAAGCCAUUCCAGCGGCGGUACACUCGAAUCAAGUUCCUCGACCUCCCAGACGACAUCAUCUACGAGAUUAGCGGCCACCUGAGCGUUCGAUCACUAUGCAACCUUUCGUUGACCUGCCAUCACCUUUAUUUCAGCCUUCUCUUCCCCCACCUUCGACGUCUAGGCUUGGACGACCCCUUCACGCAAAUCCAUCUCGAUGGCCAGAACACAACGGAUGCACUCCCCGCACUCCGCCUCCUUCUCUUCCCCAGUCCCAUCAAAACGCUGAGCUGGAAGGCGGGGAACGAUCCUAGGGGUCUCGUGAGAGAGGCGGAGCAGCUUCGGAGGUUGGUCGCGCGAAUACCUUCAGUCGAGUUUCUGGAGCUCGACUUUAGCAACAACUGGCCUGUCUCCGAAUCGCGCUACGGGCAUUCGGAAAACAGCUACUGGGCGUGGAUACGUGUGUGCACCAACCUCCUGCACGUCGUAGCCCAGAAGUGCCAUUUCGUGGUUAUCACGAAUCAUUAUCAAGUGUUGGCCCCAUGGCUAACUUUUAUCGGAGGGAAGCCUUACAAUCUUGACGACGGGCUGUUAUCGAGGAUAUGCGCGGAGUGGAAGGCAGACCUCGAGACGAAGAAAGUCCGACUAAUACGGUCCCCCUCCAAGAUCUCACUUUCCUCUCCUCCACACGCUCACUCAAACGAGACCUUUUCGCCUCCGUUUCCUCCAUCACAGUCCGCACCCACCACGCCGGGAUACACAACGGCCCGGCUUAUCAUCAACGACCCGGGGUUGUUCCAACGCUCCCUCUUUGGAGAAUGGGCGUUGAAAUGGGUGAACAUGAUGCCUCUUACGCAUCUCGUCAUCCACCAAGGACGCAUGCGCCUCCCACUCCUUCGCCAGCUGCGACUGCCUGACCUGGUGCACCUCACGAUCUCACGAGGACAAACUGAAGGGGACAGCCACCUUCCUCAGGAGAAUGCUGGAGAUGGAGUUGGGUCUCGGGCGCUUGACAACGAUUACGGUCCAGUUACGCGCGGAAAAUAUUCAGCAAGAACAAGCUAG
Messenger RNA from Coprinopsis cinerea okayama7#130, 1146 nucleotides. RefSeq lists its product as hypothetical. The record is from RefSeq and is a predicted model, not a curated record. Gene Ontology annotation, molecular function: protein binding. The coding region runs from base 55 to 1146 and encodes 363 amino acids. The transcript is spliced from 2 exons. Lineage: Eukaryota; Fungi; Basidiomycota; Agaricomycetes; Agaricales; Psathyrellaceae.